Solea senegalensis (Senegalese sole) is the source of this 625-nucleotide messenger RNA. Its product is annotated as cytochrome c oxidase subunit 5A, mitochondrial-like. The record is from RefSeq and is a predicted model, not a curated record. Gene Ontology annotation, biological process: mitochondrial electron transport, cytochrome c to oxygen. NCBI's taxonomy places the organism in Eukaryota, Metazoa, Chordata, Actinopteri, Pleuronectiformes, Soleidae. The transcript is spliced from 5 exons. Gene Ontology annotation, cellular component: mitochondrial inner membrane. Bases 60 to 485 code for a protein of 141 amino acids.
AGAAUAAGUCAACCUCUUUAACUGAUUGCCCGGUGAGCGUUAGCGUCCACCACUGCACUAUGUUCCGAGCCGUCUCCCGACUGUCGGCGACAGCGAGCCGGAAUCUGGUUCAGUCACGAGCCGGCUAUUCCGCUCCAUUGGCCUCUAGAUGUUACUCUCAUGGCAAAGUGGAGAGCGAUGAGGAGUUUGAUGCCCGUUGGGUCACUUACUUCAGCAAGCCCGACAUUGACGGCUGGGAACUGAGGAAAGGCAUGAACACCUUGAUUGGGUAUGAUCUGGUACCUGAGCCAAAGAUUGUGGAUUCUGCAUUGAGAGCUUGCCGGAGACUGAAUGACCUGGCCAGUGCCAUCCGCAUCCUUGAGGCUGUCAAAGACAAAGCAGGACCCCAUAAAGACAUCUAUCCCUAUCUGAUCCAAGAGCUCAGACCCACUCUGACAGAACUCGGCAUCUCAACGCCAGAAGAGCUGGGCAUUGACAGGAUGUAAAAGGUCAAGGUCAGGUGUGUAUGAAGAGAUGAGCUCUGCAGAUUCUCUCCUGUCAAAAAAUGUCUAUAUUGUUAAUUUAAUCCAUACUGUCCUGUUGUGUACAAAAUGGUGGACCUAAUAAAGAAAACCAAUAACUGGAA